AUGCGCGAAGUCAACUUCAGCAUCCCCAACGCAAACAAAGCCUCCGUCGGCAUCACAACCGCCCUCUAUGACCGACGAGCCCUCGACUGCACCUCCACCCUCCCCCUCAUCAACUCGCUCAACAACCUCGCAUACCUGACCACCUCCUCCGGCCGAAUUCGCGACAUCCUCACCGUCGAUGGCGGCAUCGAACGGCUGGUAUGCAUCCUCAAGGAGGGCCGGAGCAAGGACAUGAUGGAGAUGUGGAAAUGGAAUCUGGCUUUCCAAUGCAUAGUCAACAUUGGUGUAAGAGGAUCGGAGGCGGUACGAACACGCGUGGUUGAGGCCGACAUGGUCCCUGUCAUUGCCACUAUCCUCGACAACUACUUCAAGGUCAUGGACAAGACGAAAGGACGUACUGAGCCAUCGGAAAGCAAGUCGAAGUGCCCAAUCUUGCGCAGCUUCUCCCGCUCGGCGAACAGGACAGAGACUGCCGAUAAUCGGUCUUCACGAAGUCGACGACAUGCACCACCUCCCAUCUCAAUCCCGGAUAGCAUACCACAGCCCGAUGCGGAUGAGCCUGUUAGUGAAACUACUCCAACAGCGAACACAGCGGCUUUGUCACUCAGCUCGCCGCCUCAAAGGACCGUGUUCAGGCGCUCGCACAGUCACCACGAUUCGCUAGGAGGCAGAUCGCAGUUCUCGUCGCCAGCACUCCAGGAUACCCGUCAACAACGGCCGCCGACUUCGUCUGCGACAUUGCAGAGCAAUGCUGGGCCAGUCUUCGUGCCUCCCGUCCGAGACAUUGAUCGCCUGCCGUCCAUGAUUCCACAAUUACACGCCGAGCUGAGCUCGCAGCCACAGUCGCCAACUACACCAGGGGCACCCGUACAACGGCCUGGUAGCCCAAGGGCGGCGGCCAGCGCAAUGCGACCCAGGCGGCGGCCCUCUAUUCGCCAUCAAUUGUCUAUCUCCGGCUCCGAUGAUGAUGGCCAGAUCGAAGAAAGUGUCUCGGAUGAAUCCAAUGGCCCUGACGCCGAGCCAGUCGUUGGCAUACAGGCAGACAUCGUCAUGCAGGACAUCGUUGAUGACGACGGUUUACUUGAAUCGCCGGGCAAUGGUAUAGCAGUACCCGAUGUUUCUAGCACAGACGACGAGACCUUCAGCAUCACCCAUCGAUCAGCUGCAGAUGGCAGCACGGUAAAUCCGGCAGCAACGCCCACGCAGGGACAGAUGACUCUACCACAGACACAGCUUCCACCUCCAGUGAACGCGGUCAAUGCGACGCCACCAAACCUGAGUGCAGCAACAUGGUAUCCCUCACGAGGCUUGCCAUUUGACCGCACCGCAACAAGCGUCUUGGCAGCUAUGCCACGCGAUGAAGACGUCCUCAUGUCUUUACAACUUUUAGCAUACGUGUCAAAGUACUGCAACUUGCGGUCAUACUUCCAGCAGUCACGGCUAGUAUCCAGACUUCAGAUCGGCAACGAACUGUCCAUGCUCGACACUAACAACACCUCGGGCGCCUCCACGAGCAAGACCCAAGAAGAACUUGACGAGGAGUGGGAUAACGAGUUUGUGAAGACGCCUGGAGAGACGCCUUACAACAUCUUCCCAUUGAUUGAGAAGUUCACGGCGAAGCAAUCCUCUUCUCGCCACUCCGGCUCGAGUCCGUCACAACAAGGCGACAUGCAGUAUUGGGCUGGCGUAGUCAUGCGCAACCUCUGCCGAAAGGACGACAGUCGUGGCGGCAUCAGGCAGUGUGCCUACUGGCAGUGCGGAAAAUGGGAAGAGUACACCCGGCAAUUCGCAAAAUGCCGGCGCUGCAGACGAACAAAGUACUGCAGCAAAGAGUGCCAAAAGGGUGCUUGGGGCAGUCAUCGCUUUUGGUGUGUUGCUGCGGAAGACACCACCCGAGAUGGCGAUCCUGGUUCGAGCGAGAGGCACCAUCAUCGCCAACACCGGUCGCAUCACCACCACCAUCAUCACCACCACCACUCGCGGGCAGAGUGA
This is a messenger RNA of Fulvia fulva, 1992 nucleotides long. RefSeq names its product MYND-type zinc finger protein samB. Lineage: Eukaryota; Fungi; Ascomycota; Dothideomycetes; Mycosphaerellales; Mycosphaerellaceae. Bases 1 to 1992 code for a protein of 663 amino acids. The record is from RefSeq and is a predicted model, not a curated record. The transcript has a single exon. Gene Ontology annotation, cellular component: MUB1-RAD6-UBR2 ubiquitin ligase complex. Gene Ontology annotation, biological process: ubiquitin-dependent protein catabolic process; establishment or maintenance of cell polarity.